AGCGGAAUGUCCGUGGAUGAGAAGCCUGAAGCCCCCAUGUACGUGUAUGAGUCGACGGUUCAUUGUACCAAUAUCCUCCUGUGCCUGAACGACCAGCGGAAGCAGGAUAUCCUGUGCGAUGUGACUGUCCUGGUGGAGGGCAAGGAGUUCCGCGGCCACAGGGCCGUGCUGGCCGCCUGCUCAGAGUACUUCUCGCAGGCUCUGGUUCGACAGGCCGAGAAUGGCUUGUUCCUCAGCCUACCUGGAGAGGUCACUGCCAGGGGAUUCGCACCAUUGUUGCAGUUUGCCUACACUGCUAAGCUGUUACUCAGCAGAGAAAACAUCCAGGAGGUCAUCCGCUGUGCCGAAUUCCUGCGCAUGCACAACCUGGAGGACUCGUGCUUUCGCUUCCUGGAGGCCCAGCUCCGCAGCGAGGAGGACGGCCUGCUGCUGUGCCGCAAGGUGGCGCCGGCCGAGGGGAACCACGAGCCCGAGGACGAGAGCAUGCAGUCUGAGACGACAACAAAGGUUGCCUCCCCCCGGGUCCGGCGGCGCGCUGAAUGCUUGGCCUCCUUGCGGCAAGCACCAGACGCGGACCAGCUAGCCAUGGCGGUGCCCAGCGACUUCGCAGAUGGACGGCUGGACUUCGACAGGCACGGAUCGUCGGACCUCCCUCGCUGCCCCAAAUACAGGAAGUACCAGUGGGCCUGCAACAAGCACAAUAACGACACUUCCUCACACACCAGUACCUCAGGUUUUCCAAGCACAUUAUUAUUUAAGCAGACCAGCGGUGGCAUCAGCGACGGGGCGGUCCGGGACCAGAGUAGGCCGCCGGUGGCUCAAAUCAAAGUGGAGCCUCGGGCAGAGGAAGAGGCCAUCUCGCUGUGCUUGUCAGGGGACGAGCAGGAUGGCCAUGACAAGGACGAUGUGACAGCCAUGGAAUUGGACAGUGUCCCAGUGGUAUCCCCCUCUUCCGUCAAGAGGAGCAAGUCCCCCACCUGCCUCCGCGCCUUCUUCAAGAAAGGAACGGACCUGCCAGGUCUGCCCAACGUGUCACAACAGCUAUUCGCCAACAGACUCGCCAGCGUCUGCCCCGAAGACAAAGAAACCACUCAGGGAGAUCACAAAACAAAAGAUUUCAGGCCUUUCACUGCAGUGGAGCUGGGCCUGUCUGUUACAUCCCCAAAGGUAGUGGACGGCUUCCCUCCGAUGCUGUCGUCGCUGAAGUCCGCCUCCUGCGACGGCGUUUGCAAACAGGAAGUGGAGCUGGACCGCCGCAGUGUCAUCUUUUCCUCCCCAGGGGCCUGCGACCGUCUGGGCACCCCUGCGCAUUCCUACCCUGGUGGGAACUCUUUGGAGAUGGAGCUCUCAGAGCACACGCCAAAGAGUCUGUGGGCUGGUGCCAGCCAGUCCCUCCCCACCUCACAGACCUACUCUCCCAGCAGCGCCCCCACCCUCGCUUCCACCACCACAGAGCCCCCGCCGCUCCUCUGCCACCCGCGGCCCAACACCAGCUGCCCAGUACCAAUCAAGGUGUGCACGCGCUCGCCGCCCUCCGAGACCCGCACGCGGACCUCCAGCUCCUGCUCCUCCUACUCCUACGCGGAGGACGGGAGCGGUGGCUCACCCUGCAGCCUGCCCCAGUUUGAGUUCUCCUCCUCGCCGUGCUCCAACGUGGCGAUCCGCCUCGCCACCGACCAGCAGGACCAGGGAGUGAUAGGGGGAGAUGCCCUCUUCAACCAAGUGCGCCCCAAGAUCAAGUGCGAGCAGUCGUACGGCACCAACUCCAGCGACGAGUCGGGAUCCUUCUCCGAGGGUGACAGCGAGUCGUGCCGAGUCGAGCAAGGGCCAGAGGUUAAGCUUCCUUUCCCUGUCGAUCAAAUCACAAAUCUUCCACGGAACGACUUCCAACUGAUGGUCAAAAUGCACAAACUGACCUCAGAGCAGCUGGAGUUCAUCCACGACGUCCGGCGGCGGAGUAAGAACCGCAUCGCAGCGCAGCGCUGCCGCAAGAGGAAGCUGGACUGCAUCAUGAACCUGGAGUGUGAGAUCAGAAAACUGGUGAACGAGAAGGACAAGCUGCUGACGGAGAGGAACCAGCUGAAGGAGUGUAUGGGUGAGCUGUGGGAGAACUUCUCCUGUCUGUCCCAGGAAGUGUGCAGGGACGUGCAGCUGAGCCCCGAGCAGGUCCAGUCCCUGAACCACUACUGCCCGGUCCUGAAGCCUGGCACCAACACCACCAGCAAUGCUGCCUCCAACAGCAUUGACCUCACCACCCACUCCGGCUCAGCCACCCCGGAGCCCAGCUUCCUCAAGUCCCCCGGGCCCUCAGAGAGCGAGCCUGACUCGGUCAUGGGGAAUGGGGCUGACGGGGGGGCGGCCAGCAACGAGGCGGAAGGCCAGGAGACGAGGUUAUACAUGGAGGCGGGGCUCUCGUUCAAUGAACAGUCCAAUCAGACAGUGACGGUAGACUUCUGCCAGGAAAUGACUGAUAAAUGUACAACUGAUGAACAGCCAAGAAAGGAUUGUACUUAGUAAACGGUGGUUUUAAUAUCUGUGUUUUUAUUAUUUAAUUUUUUGUUUUGAUUUUCUUCUGACAAGCCCCUUUCUCGGGGUUGUUGAGAUGGUCAGCCUCGGCCAGUGUUCUUUGAAAAUAUUUUUUGUUUGUAUGUCUUUUUGGUUGUCUUUUUAAAGGUUGACACUACAGUUGUCUUAAGAGCAGCAAUACUGUUCUCCAGGUAUUCUCCUCUCUGUAACCAUGACAGAGUGGGAACUUCUCACACAAAACUCCUCUUACAAUGGUGCUACACCGUGUUCGGGCAGGCAGCGAUCUCCACAGUGUUCUUUAUCCAUGUAUUACAGUCUACUCACAGGGAUGGGCAAAGAUCACAUCUUCAAUUCAAACCUCAAUGGACCUAACAGCAGCUCGCUUUGUCUCUCGAUCAACCUACAGUUUCUAUCUCCCUGUCUCUCCUCUCUCUAUUUCUCUCACUCUCCCUUUCUAUGUCUCUCUCCCAAUCGCUCUCCUACUCCGUCUAUUUUCUAUCAAUCUAUUUCUACCUCUUAACACUUUCGCUCUCUGUAUUACCUCUCUCUCUCGCUUAUUCUCUCACUCUCUCUCGGUGGCCCUUGUCACAGCAAUUCAAACUCAGGAAGAAAUCUUCUGAAUGUUCGAUAUGAUUCAUGAAAAUAAGAA
Molecule: messenger RNA, 3175 nt
Organism: Salvelinus namaycush (lake trout)
Lineage: Eukaryota; Metazoa; Chordata; Actinopteri; Salmoniformes; Salmonidae
Product: transcription regulator protein BACH2-like
Exons: 4
Coding region: 7-2514 (835 amino acids)
Biological process (GO): regulation of transcription by RNA polymerase II
Molecular function (GO): protein binding; RNA polymerase II cis-regulatory region sequence-specific DNA binding; DNA-binding transcription factor activity, RNA polymerase II-specific
Source: RefSeq, a predicted model, not a curated record